Messenger RNA from Vollenhovia emeryi, 3831 nucleotides. RefSeq names its product dopamine D2-like receptor (gene Dop2R). NCBI's taxonomy places the organism in Eukaryota, Metazoa, Arthropoda, Insecta, Hymenoptera, Formicidae. The transcript is spliced from 7 exons. Bases 1281 to 2579 code for a protein of 432 amino acids. Gene Ontology annotation, cellular component: membrane. The record is from RefSeq and is a predicted model, not a curated record. Gene Ontology annotation, molecular function: G protein-coupled receptor activity; dopamine neurotransmitter receptor activity, coupled via Gi/Go. Gene Ontology annotation, biological process: adenylate cyclase-activating adrenergic receptor signaling pathway.
GUUGUACGACAAAUGUAAAUGCAGUCUAACAUUUGAAACGCGGCUAUCAAAACUGAAGAUAACGGUCGGCGCGCGGCAUUUAAUUGUUUUCCGCGUACGCGUAGUAGUCCAUUCGCGCUCCGAGCCUCGAGUCGGCAGGACGUGCCGCGCGUCGCUCCGUGUUUCGUCGCGUAUUAUCUUUCGGUACGCAGUCGCGAUAAGUAUUAUAACGCAAUUUUAUUUGACACAGUCUUUAUGACACGUUUUACAAUGCGUGCCUCCCGUCUUCUGUCAGUCGAACACGCGCUUUUUAACGAGCGUCGUAGCGCGUUGAUCAGAACAUUUCAAUUUAUUCAGACACGCUUAUAAUAUCACGUCUCGUCGUUACAAUUUGUCAAGAAACGCGAAUAUCAAAGCUAGAAAUUAAAAACGGUCGGUGCACGACGUUUGUUCUCCGCAGUAAAGACGCAGUCAUUCGCGCUCCGAGCCUCGAGCCGGCAGGUUGUGCCACGCGCCGCUCCGUGUUUCGUCGCGUUAUUGUCUUUCAGGACGCAGCCGCGAUAAGUAUUGUAAAUCAAUUUCAUUUCUUGCGAACAAAUAAAGCCUGUAUCAGGGUUAUACGUCGGAGAUUAGACCUGAAUUAAUUGAAACGAAAUUAAAACAAAAUGUAUUAAAAUUAAGCUAAUCCGAUUAGGCAAAUUUUAAUCUUCGACUAGCAAUUCUCAAUUUUUCUGGCGUUGUCUCGUUCAAGUUUAACGCGUAUUAACGCGAGUAUCAAAAUUGGAAAUAAUUCAACGGUCGGUACGCAGUUUCUUGUUGUUUGUUUUUCUCGCGUAGUAAAGACGCAGUCAUUCACGUUCCGUGCCUCGAGCCGGCAGGUUGUGCUCCGUGUUUCGUCGCGUUAUUGUCUUUCGGGACGCAGUCGCGACAGGUGUGAGUAGCACAAUUAUUCCUCGCGAAGGAAUAUUACUUCUUUGCACGUUCGCUAUCGCGCGUGACGUACCGAUUUUUGUAAGAGAAUUAUUCAAUCGUGUAAUACAACUUUGAAAUGCGUUCGUUUUCCGUGAAGAAUUAGCGAUUGUCGCUGGCGGGAGUGCCGGGCGCGAUCGAGUGUGUUCUCGAGAUCGAUGUGCGUGCGAUCGUAAUUAACUGUGUUUUCGAGUGAAUAUUGUGCUGUGCGACGCAACGAAGACACCUGAGAGGAGGUCGAGGUCCUGGGAGGCUGCGGGCGACGGCGAAGCAACCGUGGGGUGAACGGAUCCUGGAGUUUACCUGGGUUUGUUUGUGAUUUUUAUAUCGCAAUGGAUGUGACUUGCAGCACCAGCUCUAUAUUCAAUCUCGUGGCUAUUUCGAUAGACAGAUACAUAGCGGUGACCCAGCCGAUAAAGUACGCGAAGCACAAGAACAAUAGAAGAGUAUGGUUGACGAUACUGUUGGUUUGGGCGAUAUCGGCCGCGAUCGGCAGUCCGAUUGUCCUAGGCCUGAAUAACACUCCGGACCGGAUACCGGACCAAUGUCUGUUCUACAAUACGGAUUUUAUCAUCUACUCGAGCCUGUCCAGCUUCUACAUACCCUGCAUCAUCAUGGUAUUUCUUUACUACAAUAUAUUCAAGGCUCUGCGAAACAGAGCGAAAAGGGCUCGUGCUAGCAAAAAACCGAAUUUAGGCGAUAUAAAACCUGGGUGCAUCAUCGAGAAUAUCGCACACACGCGUAGUGGGUAUUCUGUGGCAAGGUUCGCGGAAACGGCGUUGGGGGCGGCCGCCCUGGUGGCACCUGGAAUCGAAGAACCGACGAACACCGCUUCCGGCAGCAACGAGGACGAGGACGAGACGCCCCUCGAUCCUGUCGUCGUCAUCUCCAAUGACAAGAGCACGGAAUUCUUUUUAGCCACGGUCGUCGAGGAAGCAGCUUGUCGUUUCAGCGCGGUGGCGCAGGCCCAACUGACCGCAGCACCGCAGCGCAAGGACUCCAGCGGGUUCGACGGUGCGGCGAGCAGCACGAUGAUCCACGAGACACUCGAGACGAACUCGAGUCCGAGUCCGAAUCCGCGGAUCACGUCGGGCCCGCCGUCCUCGUCGACCUCGUCGUCGCCUCCGCCAACGCGAGGCGCAACCAGCGUGUCCUCAUCUACGCAGACGAAGAGGAACGGUAACAACGGCGGGGCGAACAAGCAGGAGCUGAAGCGACUGAAGAGCGCCGGCUCGCUCCUGCCGCUGCAGCUCGCGAGGACACCCAGCGUGCUGUCGUCCUCCGGCAAGAAGGACCGGAAGAACGCGUCGGCCGGAUCAAGGUUCACAAUAUACAAAGCUAACAAGGCUAGUAAAAAGAAGAGAGAAAAGAGCUCGGCCAAGAAGGAGCGCAAGGCUACGAAGACUCUUGCGAUCGUGUUAGGUGUCUUUCUAAUAUGCUGGGUGCCCUUCUUCACUUGCAACAUCAUGGACGCGAUCUGCACGAAGCUGACAAAGGCAUGUCAGCCAGGUGUUACAGCCUUCAUCGUCACUUCCUGGCUGGGCUACAUGAAUAGCUUCGUGAAUCCCGUAAUAUACACUGUGUUCAACCCCGAAUUCCGUAAGGCCUUCCGCAAGCUGAUCAGCGUAUAAGCGAGCGAUUUACCUGCUUCCAUCGCUGAAGAAGAUAUACAGGACAGCAAACGUAACUCGGUGUGAAUCGUCGUAUUUGUGAUGUAACAACGAGACAGUAGGCUCUCUCGGCAAGCUCGGCAACAGGUACUGUUGUUCUUGUAUUUGGAACCUCAGCAGCUGCGUUUGCCUAUCGGUUUUCGCGUUCCGUUGCGUGUCAAUCGUUUUCCAAGCGAAUAAGAAAAGCCAAGUCUUACAAAACAUUUUCCAUUUUCUGACACUUAGGAAAUACGGUCUGCGACACGGAAAAAAAAAGAUGACAUUAUUUCCGAUCAACACCAUAUGCGAGCAUUCGAUGAAUAUAACUUGUGAGGUCGAAAGAAUAAUGAAAUUUAUGGAAGUCGCUUUUAACUAAAUUACAUAAAAAUGUUUCUCUAUUUAACAAAAAUUUUUGCAUGCAAAAUAUUUAAGUUUUUUUUUUUCUUAAAUCUUUAUGACGUUCUAUCUUUAUGGUGGAAAGUAAAGCAGAUAUUUCUUCGCUUGGAUAAAGUUGACACGCGAUCAGCGAAAAUUGUCCGCUGGUAUAAAUUCGUUGUUAUCGAAUGCAGCAACGAUUCAUCGCGUCCAUGUGCGUGAAAAUGCGUGCACUGUGAUAUCGAACUAUCGUGGCAUGACGCGCUAUGGAGGACACAUUACAUACACGUGCGCUAGAAUACGCGUGCACGAACGUUGGAGCCGAAUUCUCGCACGGGUAGCUCAAGUAAUUGCUAAGUAAGGCUUUGCGAAGCAAAAGCAAAUACUCCGCGUCGAUCAACAGCGCGGUAUCGCGCAAAUUAGCAGAAAAUUUAGGUAAUCUGUACAAAUCACAUGCGGCAAGCGUUUACGGGGCCCGAAGGACUUGUUAGAGACAGGCUAGCUCUGUGUAAUAAUCGCGUGUUCGUAAGGGCGGUUGCACUCCCGAAAGAUAAUUUAAGUUUUCGCGAAAGCAGGUAAUAAUGAGAUCCGAGAGGGAGAGAGGAAGAGAGAGAGAGGGGGGGGGAGGGAGCACGCGGAGGGUUAAAGUUGUUAGAGGUGUAUUUAUUAUGCGAGCAUAUAUUACUAUACACCUCUAUCUGGAUGAUCAAGUACGCCGUGACAGUAUUAACGUAGGAUAUAAGUUAUAGCAAUAUUUUUUCGCUCAAGCAAAAGCAACCGAGACCGCCGUUUGUACGACGAUAUAGACAUGCUAUACACACUCGCGUGUCGCGGUGUAAUUGUAUUUAUACUUCGGUAC